Messenger RNA from Sipha flava (yellow sugarcane aphid), 2512 nucleotides. RefSeq names its product CREB-regulated transcription coactivator 1-like. Gene Ontology annotation, cellular component: nucleus; cytoplasm. The coding region runs from base 583 to 2487 and encodes 634 amino acids. The transcript has 14 exons. Gene Ontology annotation, molecular function: cAMP response element binding protein binding. Gene Ontology annotation, biological process: protein homotetramerization; positive regulation of transcription by RNA polymerase II. NCBI's taxonomy places the organism in Eukaryota, Metazoa, Arthropoda, Insecta, Hemiptera, Aphididae. The record is from RefSeq and is a predicted model, not a curated record.
UAUUUUUAUUUUUUUUAUUUUAAUAAGCGCUCGUAUUCGCCAACAGGUAGACGUCGUUAUCGCGCGAUCGUUUUCCUACGUCUCUGUGCCGUUACGGUUCCAAUUUUUCUCGUUGUUAUUUUUAUUUUUCGUUCAUUUUUUUUUUCAAAUCGUCAAUUGUGGUGAAUGUAAUAUAAUUCAAUAAUACUAACCAUCCUCUCUAAGAUUUAUCCGUUGGUCUUAUUGUAUUUCGAUAUGUUAGUGAUGUUGCUAUCGUCCCGAGUGCGUGCCAAUGAUUCGAUUUUUCGCCCGAAUUGUGGGUUUUCAUUAAAACAUAAUACAUAAUAUACUAUAUGUGUCUAGUUAAUUUUAAGAUUUUUUUUUAUAUUCUAGUAAUUUUUACUUUAAAUUGCUUGUGUGCAUCCUGUGCGGGUUAUACGUGAAUUUAUCUAUUACGCAGCAAACCGUAUGAAUUGAGCGUGCGUUUUAUUAAAAUGUGUAUUUCAUCCGUGCGUGAAUAAAUAAACUGUUGCAUUUUUUCCUAUUUACACGAUUAACAAUUGCCAUCCCUGGAAAGUGAUUGGGCCGUUGUAUUUAUUGAAAAUGGCGAACCCCAGGAAAUUCAGUGAAAAAAUCGCGUUGCACCAUCAAAAACAAGCCGAGGAAACGGCUGCUUUCGAAGAAAUUAUGCGGGAAGUGUCCAAUGCUACUAAAGAAAAGCCAGUGACUAAUGGUUCUGAAGAAGUAGUUCCCAAUCAAAAUCAGCUAGCUCGUGGACGAUCAGUUGGUUAUAGAGAGCGUGGCCGUAGUGUUGGUUCAGUGGGUCCAAUGCGUUCUGAAAAACGAUCAGCGGAUAAGUCACCUUACUCAAGUGGUCCCUACUUAUCACCUCCACCAUCUGAUACUAGUUGGAGGCGUACUCAUUCAGAUUCUGCUUUACAUCAUAGCGUUUCACAGACCAGCUCUACAGAAUCAUUAGCUCAUUUACACAGUCCUGGAUCUCAACGCAGAACUUUAAUUGAUAACCAACAAUACGAUAAAAAUAGGUACUUGUCAACAUCACCUGAUAAAAGACCUAGAUCUUGUUGCGAUGUUCCCAGAGUUCCUGGAAUUAACGUUUUUACCACUCAACAAGAACCUGGUGUUGUUCAAAUACCAAUUGGCAACAAUACUGGUUCACUACCAGACCUUACUAACUUACUUACUCAGUUUUCUCCACCAAUCCAUGUCCCUCUUGAUCAAGAUGAACAGUAUAACUUAUCAUCACCUUACAACAGCAACCAGAGUCCACUAACAGAUGGUUGUAGUCCACAAGGUUCUCAAGGCUCACAAGGUACUCCAAGCCAGAGCCCAAGUAUCUUAUCCCCAGUAUCAAUUAACAGCCGUACACCACCUACAAGAUUUUCGUUUACAAGUUCACCACCACCUGAUUCUCCUAAUCAAACUACUGUGAUCACAUGUGACAUUGUGUUACCAAAUCACCUUAAUGUUCCUUACUUAAUGAACGAUAGGUUUCAACACAUAUGUAAGGGAUUUAACGUAGAUAAUAGUCUAGGAAAUGGUAAUUCAGGAGAGAACUGCAAUAGUACUAUUGAAAUGCGAAUGUUAGAACAGAAUUCAAAUAUGAACUGUGGAACAGUUCAAAUGAAUAACUUAAACAUGAGCCAAACAUUAAUGUACCAAACUAUUCCAUUGUCAUCAAGACAACAACAAACUCAACAGUCAUGUUCAACUGAUGGUCAAACUGAAAUAAAUUCCUCACAUUUAAACAUUGGAAAUUCCCAACUCAACAAUUUGAACUCAUUAGGAUCAUAUAGAAAUCAGCAAUCUAAUAGACCAAGCCCUCAGUCAUCUCCAGGACUUACUAUACAAUAUGGAAGUUCUAGUCCAUUAUGUAGCAGUCCUCAAAGUCCAUCCUCCCCAAGUAACUCUUCAGUCAGUAGCAAUCUUCAUAAGCACUUUGAAGAUUUUUCAAUGGAGGUUCAGGACUGGAAUCAGUUGAUCCAAACUCUAAAAGAGUCAAACUCAACUGCUUGGAUGACUACUCAAUUGCAGCAUGACAGUCCUAGGCCUGCAGUUAUGGAUUAUAUAGGCUCUCCUUCUAACCACACAUAUUUGACACAGCCUGAUGAUGAGGUAAAUGGAAAAAUUAAUACUGAUCUUGAUUAUUCUAACACAUCACCUUUGCAGUCUCUUCAAUAUCCCAAUCAAAAUCAUACAACACCUAUUAAUACUCUCAGUACCAAGAUUUCACAACCAGUUCCACACAUAAUAUUAACAGAUUUUUCCUAUGAAGAUCAUCCGUUAAAUAAUGGAAAUGAUUUUAUCAAAGAUUUAAAUUCCACGACAUCAUUUGAUGCCAAUUACUUUCCUAUCGAAGAUAAUAUGAGGCAAGGUAUUGUUGAUCAGAUACACCUAGAACGACUGGACCCUUUAGAUCAAUUGGAUUAUUUACCAAUGUAUUCUGAUUCAAAUAUUGAUGCAGUUACUAACAAUGAUCACUUUUAAUAAAUAUAAUACAUUUUUUUUUUUU